AUGUCGAGCUACGCACAAUUAAAGGAGAUGGCGCUCAAGAAGGCCGAGGAGGAGCAGGCCUCUCUCAACCGCGAGCGCGAGCACAAGGAGCGCGAGGCCGCCGCCAAACGCGCCGCACGGGAAGCGCAAGAGCGCGAACAGAAGGAGCGCGAGCGCAAGAUCCUAGUCCAGCGCAUGGCUCGCCAGAAGGAAGAAGAGACUCGCGAACGAUUGCGCAAGGAGCAAGCUUCGAAGCUUCGAAACGAGACCAUAGCGACAGAUGAUCCCAUAGCCAAGUCUAAGCUCGCUGGAGGUGCAGGCGCGACACUGUCACGUCCGGACGCCGACAAGCUGAAAAAGCCCGGCUCCACUUGGAGGGAGAACCUUUCGGGUCAGCUGAAAGCCAACUCGAACAGUAACCCCGUCGCGCGCAGGAAGCGCAAGGUGGAUGAGGACGACUUUGUCGGAAAUCGCUUCGACAAGCCGAGUCGGAAGUCUUCCUCUUCGGCUUCUGCUUCGUCCAGCGCUAGUAAGAGGAAGCCGGUGCCGUUGACGCGCGAGGAGAAGCAGGCCAUGCGCCGGGCAAGGGAGUUUGGCUCGCUUCCCAGGCUGCCGCCCAUCAGCCGCGUCGGGGCAACACCGUCCACAUCCAGAUCGAAUUCGAGUAUCAACACGAGCGAUGCAUCGGCAAACGCAAACCGCACAUCCGCGCGUGCCCAUCUUGCCAAGGAGAAUGGCCUGGUCGCACUCGGCACCAAGAAGCGCGAUCACCGUUCCAUCGACGAGAUCGAGCGCGACCUUCGCAGGCAGAGAGAGGAGAAGGAGCAGAGCAAGAAGGAGGGCAUGUCGGAGGCUGAGCGCGAGCGGCAGGCGGCGCUGCUUCGAAGGCAGAGAGCCAUGGAAGGGAAGCGCAAGUCGGAUCAACAAGAUCGAGAACGACAGGCGGCCAAGAAUGAAGCAGAGAACGGCGACGGCAGCGACUCCAAAGAAGACCUCUAUGGCUCGGAAGACGAUCGGCCAUCCGGAUCGCGUGCUUCACAGCAGAAGGCAGCAAAGACAAAUGGCCUUCCGUCAAUUCCAAAGCGGCCGACCAACGUCGGCGCUCCUCCCACGCCAGCGCAGCCGAAAGAGCCGAAGCCUUUGGGCGGUCGAGCGGCUGGCGGUAUAGACCCAGCCGACUUCCUGCCGGGUGCACCGUUACGUCCUGAGGUCAUGGCGAGACUCACGGAAAAGGCGAAGAGCGCGUCCGGCCGGGGGCACGCCGCUCGAUCGCCCGAAAGAGAUGCUGCGCCCCAGGCCAAGCGCGUCGCAGCCGAAGCAAAGACGAGUCCUGCAGCGCCGUCUCCACCUGCGUCUGCUCCGCCGCGCAGAGAGACGGCGCGCGACCGCUUCAUCCGCGAGCAGGAGGAGAAGAAGAAGAAGCUCGCUGCAGGCGGCAGCGAUCGCCGAGACGAGCUUCGCCGAUCAGGCUCGCCCGACGAGUACGAGAGCGAGGAAGAGUACGACGAAGACGAGUACGAGAGCGAUGGGAUGAGCGACGACGAGGCGGGUGGGGGCGGGGCGAGCUACCGAGACGAGAUCUGGAAGAUCUUUGGCAAGGACCGCAAGAAGUAUGCGAGCCGCAUGGUGGAUAGCGACGACGAUAUGGAGGCGGAUGCUGGCUCGGUGCUGCAGGAGGAGUUGAGGAGUGCGCGCCAGGCGAGGGAGGAGGAUCUGCGCGAGGAACAGCGCGAAAAGGAGCGAGAGCGGGAAAAGAUGCUCCGCAAGCAGGCGCACAAGCGCGCAUCCGGCCGCUGA
Molecule: messenger RNA, 1776 nt
Organism: Moesziomyces aphidis
Lineage: Eukaryota; Fungi; Basidiomycota; Ustilaginomycetes; Ustilaginales; Ustilaginaceae
Source: the annotation of a GenBank genome assembly